UACCGGCACAGCCGGGCCCUCGCUGGUGAUGCCCGCCGGUGCUGCAGCUCGGGGUCCCGCAGCAUCCCCCGGCACAGGUCCCAUGGCGCCGGGCUGGGCCAUGCUGGUGAUGCUGGUGCUGGUGCUGAGCACCCUGCAGGCGUGUGGGGCUGUGCCAGCGCCAGAGCUGGGGCAGCACCGUGGAGUGCAGUGGGUCUGGGGGGUGGCCAGGCAAGCGCAGGCUGAGCCCCCCCUGCUCUCCCGCAGGAAAAGGGCUGAGGGUGGGCAGCAGCCCAGCACCCCCGCUGCCACACCGAGGCACAGCCACACUGCCACCACGAUGCCCAGCAGCAAUGAGACCGAUUCCCCUGAGCCCGACCUCCUGCUGAGCUCUGCACCUCCACCAGCACCCAGCACCAAUGCCAGCCUGCACCGAGCACUCGUUGUGCCGACCACGGCCGACCCCCUGGACGAGACCGAUUCCCCUGAGCCCGACCUGCUGCUGAGCUCUGCAGCACCACCAGCACCCGGCACCAAUGCCAGCUUGCACCGGGCACUUGUGGUGCCAACCACGGCCGAUCCCCUGGACGAGACCGAUUCCCCUGAGCCUGACCUGCUGCUGAGCUCUGCAGCACCACCAGCACCCGGCACCAAUGCCAGCUUGCACCGGGCACUUGUGGUGCCAACCACGGCCGAUCCCCUGGACGAGACCGAUUCCCCUGAACCUGACCUGCUGCUGAGCUCUGCGCCGCCAGCAGAGCCCGGCACACUGGCAGCACCCCAAAUGAGCAUCACCACUGUCCCCAGCGAGCUCACGUCACCCGGCAAGGAAGGGACAGUGCCCGGCAGCACGGACAGCAGCUCCUCCGUGGGACAGCGCUCAGUGACCCCCGCAGCCCUCAGCCCCACCACCACGGGUUACAAGAAAGUCAAGAAAGCCGGGGCCCUCCCCACGCCGACUCAUUCAGCCCCUUGGGACACGAAGCCUGAGGGGACCACGGUCCCAGUCCCCUGGGACCCCAGCAGGGUGAUGGGCAAGUGCCUGCUGGCCAUCCUGCUGCUGGCGCUGGUGGCCGCCACCUUCAUGGUGUGCACAGGGGUGCUGGGUGCCCUGCUCUGGCGGCGGGCACGGACGGCCAACCGCCGGCUCAGCCACACCGAGAUGGUCUGCAUCUCCUCCCUGCUGCCCGACGGCGAGGUGACCACCAAUGGCUCCAAGCCCGGCCCGGCCCGGCGGUCGAAGCUGCUGCUCGAUGGCGGCUCCGAGGCUGAUGGUGACAAUCUGACUCUCAGCAGCUUCCUGCCGGAGCACUCCUGAGCCGUGGGGAUGGGGUUCUGCAUCUCAGAGCACCGGGGGGGCCGGCGGCUGCACCGUGGGCAUGGUGCCCAGUCCCCGGUGCUGCCGCGUG
Messenger RNA from Haliaeetus leucocephalus (bald eagle), 1388 nucleotides. It is a transcript of the gene SELPLG, whose product is annotated as selectin P ligand. Bases 29 to 1297 code for a protein of 422 amino acids. The record is from RefSeq and is a predicted model, not a curated record. Gene Ontology annotation, cellular component: plasma membrane. Gene Ontology annotation, biological process: leukocyte tethering or rolling; hemopoiesis. The transcript has 2 exons. Lineage: Eukaryota; Metazoa; Chordata; Aves; Accipitriformes; Accipitridae.